Messenger RNA from Aricia agestis (brown argus), 2036 nucleotides. Its product is annotated as zinc finger protein 430-like. Bases 76 to 1209 code for a protein of 377 amino acids. Gene Ontology annotation, molecular function: DNA-binding transcription factor activity, RNA polymerase II-specific; RNA polymerase II transcription regulatory region sequence-specific DNA binding. Gene Ontology annotation, biological process: regulation of transcription by RNA polymerase II. Gene Ontology annotation, cellular component: nucleus. NCBI's taxonomy places the organism in Eukaryota, Metazoa, Arthropoda, Insecta, Lepidoptera, Lycaenidae. The record is from RefSeq and is a predicted model, not a curated record. The transcript has 2 exons.
UGUAAAAAUAACAAUUGUUGGAAAUUGGAAUUUGUUGUUUGUUUAUGAACUCUUGCAAUAACAAAACAUCUAAAAAUGUCAAAAAAAGAUCCAAAUGAUCGAAACGAAAGGAAGCUAGAUUCCAGUGAUUAUGAACAUCUCCUAUCACAACAUAGUAUAUUCGAAUCGACGAGGCCUAAAAAUCAAGAGCUUCCAAGUUUUCCAGGAUUUUCUAAUGCCGAAACACAAACUAAACCUAGUGAUAUUAAGGGACAAACUUUACAAACUGGGCUUGGGGCUUGGCAGUAUAAUCCCUGGUGGAUGCUCGCGGGUACUUCGCGAAGUGUGGCUUCUCAAGAUGAUUUUUCCGAAGGCAGCGAACCUAAAGUGAAGGAAGAACCUGGCAGUGCAGCUUCUGCUGAUGAUGAUACUUUACCCAACGAACUCGAACCAUUUCAGUCUACAGUGACACCACCAGCAGGACUCGAUUCGUUUUGCGACGAUUGCUCCGACCCCUUUUGUGACUCGAGCGCAAAUAUAUGCCGUAAGUUAUUUCACUGUCCACAUUGCAGAAAAAGCUAUGCCUCGAUUUUAGAAUUCAACACUCACUUGACGGGCGUUCAUCCGGCUCAGAAGCCUUUCAGAUGUCAAAUUUGCAUGGAGCCUUUCCUCAAGAAGUCCUAUCUACGUAGACACUUAGAUGCGUCCCACACCCGAAAGGAUGUAAACAAAUGCUCUGUGUGCUCAAAAUACAUCAAAGACAAGAGUAAUCUACGUAAGCACAUGCAAGUGCACACAGGAAGACUACCUCAGAAACAGUUCAAAUGUGAUCUGUGCAACAACAAAAGAUACAUGUCCAUCGACAGAUUGAACAAUCACAAAGUUGUGUGUACAGGUGAAAAGACAUUGAAAUUCUGUGACAUGUGUGACAAGGUAUUUGAUAACUCCCGAUCACUAAACAGUCACAAAAAGGUGCAUGCACGGGAUUUAAAAUGUAAUGCAUGUGGAGAACAGCUGCGCUCACUGGAACAAUUUACCAACCACAAAAUGGUCUGUGUUAACAAUCAAGAGACAAGCACAUCAACAAGUAAUACAGCAGGGCCGGUAAGUCGCUGUUGCACUGAACCGGGUUUAUGUGAGCAUGAUAAGCCCGCCUACUUAAACAUCCCCAGCUACGCGGCAGGGAGAGCCCUCGAUGCUGCAUUAUCGCUUAAGUCAGAAAUGAACUGAUGGCUACCUUCAACUCUCUCGAUUAACUGUUGUACUGAUUUUAUUUUAAACAUUACCAAAAAUCCUCGAUAAUUAACAAUUAAUAAUUUACAACUGAGAAUUUCACAAGACUGAUGCCAAUAUCCCGCCUCACAACUUGCUUUAUUAUUACCAAUAGUUAGAGUAUAGUUAGUGAGUAAUACUGAUAGAGUAAGUUUAUUUAGAGAGUCUGUCCUUUGGGCCUAAUCAUUUGGUGUAUAUUUUUAUUGUAUGUGUUAGAACUCAAUGAUUGCGCCCAAAUUGUUACCCACCUUUUAUUUAAUGACUUAAUUAAAAACAAGUUUCCAUUACCUGCACUGAUUACCAUAGAAUCUAUGGAUACUACUGACAUGCAUCAACAUGAAACAAUAUCUUGACUGAUUUAAUAUUAACCUAAUAGUACGCAGUAUUACAUUUUUCUGAAGUUUGUAUAAAAGUUAUAAUUUUUUUAUAAUUUUUAGAAUAUAUUUUAGAGUACCCUAGUUUAUGUAGCAUUCUAGUUGGAGAUGGUACAAAGAGCAUAUUAUUAUUAUUUUUGAUGCUCAGUACUUUUUCCAAGGAAUAUAUAAAAGGUAAGGUCUAUAAUUGUAAGUUCAGGUUUUUUUUAAACAUUUUGUUUCAUUGACACUAGACAUAAGUUAAAGCUGCAAAGUGCAAUCAGAUUUGGCUAAGCCAUUGCAGGAUAUGUGGAUUUAUUUUCUUGAUUAUUAUAAUGAAAUAUAAUAUUUAUCCACGAGUGUUAUACACUUGCCGUAAUAUCCAUAGGAUAUUAUAAAAUAAUUCUAAUACACUUUAUUUUAUUGACAACU